Molecule: messenger RNA, 3852 nt
Organism: Scylla paramamosain (green mud crab)
Lineage: Eukaryota; Metazoa; Arthropoda; Malacostraca; Decapoda; Portunidae
Product: lymphocyte-specific helicase-like
Exons: 19
Coding region: 346-2961 (871 amino acids)
Biological process (GO): lymphocyte proliferation; negative regulation of gene expression via chromosomal CpG island methylation; DNA methylation-dependent constitutive heterochromatin formation
Cellular component (GO): pericentric heterochromatin; nucleus
Molecular function (GO): chromatin binding; ATP binding; ATP-dependent chromatin remodeler activity
Source: RefSeq, a predicted model, not a curated record
GAAGUGACCAUGUGAGGGAGAAGGUGUGGGUGCCCGCUGCCUGCCAAGUUAAGCAGUCAGUGUGUGGCGUGUUUCAACUCCCAGCCUGACAGAAUUUGUGUGUUUGUGUGUGUGUAACCACGCCUGCACAGUGGCUGGCAAGGCUUACUCAUCAGUUAAACCUUUAGUUGGUAAUGAGGAAGGCGUGGGCUCCGGCAGUGGACACCCGAAGGCAGCAGUGGGUGAAAACAAGCAAAAUAAAGAACAGUUUGGCUGUGAGAAGGUGCUAGACAGCCAGCCAUAGUGACGAGGAGGCAGGAAGGUACCACCACCACCACCACCACCACCACCACCACCACAGGGAAGAUGGCAGAGGUCACACAGCAGUUGACCCCACAGCAGGUCGCCCUCUCCUGUGACCCCGCGACCACCACCACCACCACUGCCAGCAAGAGGGAGGGGACAGAGGCACAGGUCACCAAACUGUCAGAUGCGCGCCCCAGCAAGUCACCUGACCUGCCCACAGAAAGAGAGAGUGAGAGUGACGCAGCUUAUCUUGGCCAGAAUGGAGAGAAAACUUUCCUCAGCUUGGAGAUGGAGGAGGAGGAGAGCAAACUGGAGGAAUCUAAUCGGGAGGAGGAGGAAAAACUUCGCUCCAAUCUGAUGGAGAGAGAAAAGGAAAAUUCGCAGGAACAAAGAUACAAGAGAUUGAUGCAUCUUCUCACAAAAUCGCAGUUCUACAGUGAGUUUCUACUGCAGCAAAUUGAGUCACAAAAAAAUACCAGGACCAGACUAUCGCAGAAUGAUGAAAAUGGAAGCUCUCAAUCUGAAUGGUCCUCUCAAGAUUCACAACCAACUGCAGGUGGGAAGAGGAAGAGAAGAGGAAGAGGAGGAGGAGGAGGAGGAGGGAAGAAGAAGAAGAGGAACGAUAAUUCUUCUUAUCAAAUUACUGAUGUUAUUGAUGAAGAUACAGUCAAGAGGCACGCAGAGGAGAUGAACAAGCCGCAAGAGGAGGUGACGAGAGUAGCCCAGCCUAAGCUUUUCCGAAAUGGUGUCUUGAGAAGUUACCAGCUAGAUGGGUUUUCUUGGUUAUUGACACUUUACGAGAACGGGAUCAACGGCAUUCUGGGAGAUGAGAUGGGCUUGGGGAAGACUGUCCAGUUUAUCGCCUUGGUGUGUCACUUGGUGGAGCAGGGAGUGGCCGGGCCCUUCCUGGUGUGUGCUCCACUCUCCACGCUGCCUAACUGGUUGGGGGAGUUCCAUCGCUUUGCUCCUUCUAUCCCCACCCUGCUGUACCACGGAUCAGAGAGUGAAAGAGUGGAGAAGAGGGAGGUGAUCCGAAGGGCAGUGGAAGUGGAAGGAUGCCCUGUCCGCGUCCUUCCUGUUGUUAUCACUUCCUAUGAGGUGGCCAUCAGGGAUGUGAGGGCCCUGCAGCAGUACUCCUGGAGGUAUUUGUGUGUGGACGAGGGGCACAGGCUGAAGAACCACAAGUGUAGGCUGACCAAGUCCCUGAACACCUUUCCUCCCAUGAACCGGCUCCUGCUGACUGGCACGCCCUUACAGAACAGCCUGGCAGAGCUGUGGGCCCUUCUGAACUUCCUAAUGCCAGAUAUAUUUGAUUCCCUUGAUGUCUUUGAGUCUUGGUUCAACGUGGUAGAGAUGCAAGAGGAAGGGAGUGACGAGAGGAUUCUGAGGCAGGAACGAGAGGGGCAAGUCAUUUCUACUCUAAUGAAGAUUCUCAGCCCGUUUUUCUUGCGGCGGGUGAAGAGAGAUGUUAAUUUGGAUAUUCCACCGAAGAGAGAACUACUUGUGUACACCCCAAUGACUCCACCGCAGCUCAGGUUGUACACGGCAACGCUCACUAGCAACAUGGAGGCGUUUGUGUCGAAGAAGAAAGAGGAAGAGGAGAUAGAAUAUGAUAACAAAGGAAGACCAAGAAGGAAGACAAGAGGUUCAACUGACUUCUCCCUCUUCCUUCAAAAAGAGGAGGAGGAGGAGGGGAAGGAAGAGGAGGAGGAGGAGGAGAGGCUGAGAAUGUUCUUCCAAGCUGGUGCAAGGAGAGAGAAAGUGGAGGAAAAAUCUGUAAGCCCCCCCCCAGCAGCCCACAUGCGAGUUAAGCUUCAGAACAAGAUGAUGCAGCUGAGACGAGUGGUGAACCAUCCGUACCUCAUCGAGUACCCGCUGAAUGCCGACGGGACCUUCCGGGUAGACGAGGACCUAGUAGCGAGCUGUGGUAAGAUGCAGGUUCUUGAUCAGCUUCUCGGAGAACUUCACCGACGUCGGCACAGAGUCCUCCUCUUUUCUCAGAUGACCUCUCUCCUCGACAUCCUGGAAGACUACCUCUCUCUGCGCCCUCACUUCAGGUACAAGAGGCUGGAUGGUCGCUGUACGGUCGAGGACAGGCACAAAAACAUCCAGAGUUUCAAUAUGGAUGGUUCCUCGGACUUUCUCUUCCUUUUGAGCACCAGGGCGGGCGGUCUGGGCCUCAAUUUAGCCUCUGCGGACACUGUCAUCAUCUACGACUCGGACUGGAACCCACAGUGUGACCUCCAGGCCCAGGACCGUUGCCACCGCAUAGGUCAGAAGUCCCCGGUGCUUGUCCUUCGCCUGAUCACCGCUGCCAGCGUCGACGAGCGGAUUGUGGAGAGAGCAGCGACUAAGCGGAAGUUGGAACGCUUAAUCAUUCAGUCCGGGAAGUUCCGAGCGGCCAGCCAGGGAGAUCGCAGCUUCCAGAGGGUGGUGGAUGAGUCAGAACUGCUUUCCCUGCUGAAGCAACGCGACCACCACAGGGAACACAGGGCCAGCAAGGGUCACGUUUUCACCAAAGAGGAGCUGAACCAACUGCUUGACAGAAGUGACCUGACCAAGAAGAAGAGGAGGAAGAAGGAAGAGGAGGAGAAGAAAGAGGAGGAGGAGGAGGAGGAGGAGGAGGAGGAGAAGAAGCUGUCUGGAGUUUUCAAAGUAAUUUUAGAGGAAGAUUGAAGGAAUUAGGAAGAAAAUGAAUUAAAAGAAGGAAUAAAGAAGAAAAAUGAAUAAAUAGGAAGAAGUAGCUAAAGGAAUGACAAAUUUGGUUCCUUUAAGGUUAGAAAUAUUGACUUUUAUUUAUUUUUGUUAUUUUUAUUUUAUUCUCUCUCUCUCUCUCUCUCUCUCUCUCUCUCUCUCUCUCUCUCUCUCUCUCUCUCUCUCUCUCUCUCUCUCUCUCCAUUUGUCUGCAUGUGUUUGUUUGUUUGUUUGUUUGUUUAAUAUCCUUAGGUAAACAUUCGUUAUUAUUAUUAUUAUUAUUAUUAUUAUUAUUAUUAUUAUUAUUAUUAUUAUUAUUAUUAUUAUUAUUAUUUGUCCAAUUUUCUUUAUUCUCUAAUUUUCUUUUUCUUUAAUUUUAUUCUCUCUCUCUCUCUCUCUCUCUCUCUCUCUCUCUCUCUCUCUCUCUCUCUCUCUCUCUCUCUCUCUCUCUCUCUCAUUUUUCAAGGUCAGAAUUACUCUUAUUACUAUUAUUAUUAUUAUUAUUAUCAUUUUUCUCUUAUUUUUUUUCAGUUAUUUAUUGUUAUUUUGUUGAUUCCUUUAAUUUGGCAAGGAAAGUAAUUAUUUUUUAUUUAUUUAAUUUUUUUGUAACAAGGAAAGCAAUUUUUUUCAUAUUUAUUUAUUUAUUUAUUUAUUUAUUUAUUUAUUUUCGUUUAAUUGGUAACAAGAAAGGUAAUUUUAGAAUAGUCACCUUUAUGUAAUUACCUGCUAGUGUAAUUGUAAUGGAUUCUUUUAAAAUUACACCUACUAUUAUUAUUAUUAUUAUUAUUAUUAUUAUUAUUAUUAUUAUUAUUAUUAUUAUUAUUUAGGGACUUCAGAGUUUGUCAAGAAGGAAAAUAAAGUUUUUUUUACAAU